Acanthochromis polyacanthus (spiny chromis) is the source of this 3263-nucleotide messenger RNA. It is a transcript of the gene col6a1, whose product is annotated as collagen, type VI, alpha 1. The transcript is spliced from 35 exons. The record is from RefSeq and is a predicted model, not a curated record. NCBI's taxonomy places the organism in Eukaryota, Metazoa, Chordata, Actinopteri, Pomacentridae.
CCUCCACCGUGCGCUCUGGUCCUCCUCUGCGCGCUCUGGGUCUCGGCUCGGACAAACUGCGCCGGAGCACUGGAUCACCAAAAGUCCGCAGAGUCGGUGUAGAGGUACCGGGCUCAGGGCAGGAGAGGUUCGGCGUUGGUUUUCUCCCGGGGACUGGGGUGCCGUUUGUUUUUAGUUUUUAGGUGUUUUUUCACAGUUCGGUCAUGGAGACUCUCAGAGUUCUCCUCGCGCUACUGUGCGUUUUCCUGGCCGGAGCGCAAAUUCAGAACCAAGGACUCAGGUUUACUGACUGUCCAGUCGACCUGUUCUUCGUCCUGGACACGUCUGAGAGUGUCGCCCUGAGAAAGACGCCUUCCGAAUUUUAUAUUGAACAGAUCAAAGGAUUCGCCACACGCUUCAUAGAAGAACUCGAGGACAUGCGCCACCGAUGUGAUCGUACCCUGACGUGGAACGCAGGAGCAUUACACUACAGCGACGAUGUCAUCAUCGUGCGAGAGCUGAGUGACAUGAAUGCUCACCGGGAGGAUCUGAAGAAAAGCAUCAAUGCCAUCUCGUACAUCGGCAAGGGCACAUACACCGACUGUGCCAUCAAGAGGGGCCUCGCUGAGCUGUACUCUGGAGGCUCUCACUACCGCGAGAACAAGUACAUCGUGGUGGUGACUGACGGCCAUCCCAUCACUGGUUACAAAGAGCCGUGUGGAGGUGUGCAGGAGGCCGCUAAUGAGGCCAGACAGCACGGAGUCAAAGUGUUUGCUGUCGCUGUCUUACCUGACCAGGAGGAAACCAGACUGUCCAUCAUCGCCACAGAUCAAAGCUACAGACAGAACUUCACGGCUGCAGAUGAAGACCACAGAUCCACCAAGAUCGAAACCAUCCGAACCAUCAUCAAUAUGAUCACAAACGAGACCAAGGAUGUGUGUUGCUCCUUCGACUGUACUGCUCCUGGAGGCCCCAAAGGACCGAAGGGAGAUGUUGGUGCAAAGGGAGAAACAGGUAGACCAGGGAUGCCAGGAGAGAGAGGAGAUGGCGGUGACAUGGGCAGCAUUGGUGAUCCUGGUCCUGUUGGUUACGGUGGAGAGAAGGGAGAUCGUGGGAUCAGAGGAGAUAAGGGUGAUAGAGGACACAAAGGCUUCAAGGGAGACAAAGGUCACAGAGGAAGGGAUGGAAUUGACGGCCGCAAGGGUGAACCUGGUUUUUCUGGACUUCCCGGCUGUAAAGGUUCUCCUGGAUCAGACGGUGGGCAAGGAGACCCUGGACCAAAGGGAGACCCUGGCUCUUAUGGACAGAAAGGAGCAAAAGGAGAUACUGGAGACCCUGGUGAACAAGGACCGCCUGGAAGCUAUGGAUCUCUGGGACCUCAGGGUGAUCCGGGUCCUCGUGGAGCCGACGGGGACAAAGGAGAGCGUGGUGAUGAUGGGCCACCUGGAGUAGAUGGAGGUCGCGGUGAGAGAGGAAUAGUUGGAGAACCGGGGGAGCAGGGUUCCCGUGGAAACAGAGGUCCAAAAGGAGAUGCAGGGGAGCCAGGACCCCGUGGAGAGCAGGGGAGGGAGGGCUCAACUGGCCCCAACGGAGACCCCGGUGAGCCCGGCAGGCCGGGGUCUGCUGGCUACAGAGGAGAUGAAGGCCCACCUGGACCAGAAGGACCCAAAGGAUCGAGAGGAAUCAAAGGAGCUCCGGGAGACAGAGGCCCGAUGGGGGAGAGGGGAGGAGAUGGCGCAUCGGGAAACGGGACAGAAGGUUGCCCUGGUUUCCAGGGUUAUCCUGGGCUCCGUGGAGACCCUGGUGAGCCGGGUGGUAAAGGAACUCCUGGACCAAAAGGAGAUAACGGAGAUCCUGGAGAUCCAGGCGCCGAUAACAAUGUGCCAGGAACACCAGGAUCUAAAGGAGCCAAAGGCCACAGAGGACCUGACGGCCCACCGGGACCUCCUGGGCCUCCUGGACCACCAGGAAGUGAUGACUGCGAAAUUCUGGAUAUAAUCAUGAGGCUCUGCUCGUGCUGUGAGUGUAAAUGUGCACCUGUGGACCUGGCCUUCAUUGUGGACAGCUCAGAGAGUAUCGGUGCUAACAACUUUGCUCUUGCCAAAGACUUUAUCAUCGCAGUCAUUGACAGACUGAUCAAAGACCAGCAAGUCAAGUUUGCAGCAGACAAGUCCACCGUGAGCGUUGUGCAGUACAGUGGAUCACGAGCCCAAGAGAGCGUCAAACUCAUCAGCAACAUCACCGAGUUUAAACAGGCAGUGAGAGACUUGCGCUGGCUGGCUGAGGCCACGUACACAGGAGAGGCUCUUGAUUAUGCUCUGAACACCACAAUCAUCGAAAUGAGGAAACCGAACAGAGUCGUCCUCGUUCUCACCGAUGGACGUUCUGAUAUCGACAGGGACAAGACUCCCCUCAACAUACUCUGUGGUAAAAACCUCCUGGUGGGUGGUUUAGGCGUGAAGGACUACUCAGGCCGACAGCCCAACCAGGAGCAGCUGGAAGCCGUGGUCUGUAAGAACGACCGCAAACCAGGUUUCUCCUUCGUCCUGGACAACUUUGCUGAGCUGCUGGAGGACAAUUUCCUUCAGAACCUCACAAACAAAAUCUGUGAAGAGAAGAGAUGCCCGGACUACAAAUGUUCCAUCACUUUCGAAGAGAGCGCUGAUAUUUUGGUGAUGAUGGACAGCUCGGCCAGUGUUGGCCAGAAGAACUUCGAGACAAGCAAGAUGUUUGUCCAGCGCCUGGCCGAGCGUUUCCUAGAGGCUAAGAAGGAGAGAGGCGCCACCGUCAGAGUUGGCGUGGCCCAGUACAGCCGCAAUGCCCGCAUAGAGCAGGAGCUGACCACCAAUCUGACACUGCUGACCCGUCAGAUCAGCAAUGCAGGCUUCCAAAACGACGGCACCAACUUGCUGGACGCCAUGAGAUUUGCCCUCAAUAAUUUACGCAGCCGUGGAGACGCAUCCAGAGGCAGGAAGAAGCUGGUGCUGUUCUCCGACGGCAGGUCUCAGAGCGUCAGCGAGCCCGAACUACAGAGGCAAGUCCGUGCAUUGGUGGACGCCAACGUUGAGCUUUUCGUCAUCGCGGCCGGCAGCCAAAUCAGUGAAGCCAACCUGCGCACGCUGGUGAGCCGGGGGCAGCAGGACGACAUCAGCUACGCUCAGCGCCACCUGUUCCGGCUCCCAGAUUACUCCUCAUUGCUGCGAGGCGUCUUCUACCAAACCGUCUCCCGCAGGGUUUCCCUGACCUGAACGCAGGGCCAAGAACCACACGCUUUAGAUUUUUAG